CAUUUUACCUCAUUGCAUCGGCCGAAUCUGCACUAGAAUCAUGAGCGCUGGAGACGCCACAUACGAGGAGGUCAAGAAGCUGAGCCAAAGCAGCACCGGGUACAUCAUUGAUGUGAGGAACCCAGAGGAGGUGCAGAGGGGCAAGAUCCCAAAUUCCAUCAAUAUCCCAGUCGCUGAGUUUGAGGCGGCGCUGAGAAUGGACCCCGAGACCUUCCAGAAGACGUUUCAUGUAGAGAAACCCAAACCCAGUGAGGAGAACAUUAUCACUCACUGUUUCAUGGGGAAAAGAGGAGCCCAGGCUACAGCGAUUGCAGCUGCGCUCGGAUACUCCCACGCACGCAACUACCCCGGUGCCUACAUGGAAUGGGCUGAAAAGGAGGGACAUUGACAAAAUUAGUGUGUGUGGGGGGGGGACAAAUAUCCGUUUCACGUGCCCCGUUACCACCGUUUAGUUUCUGAUAAGUGUAACUUAUUCUCCCUGCUCCUCUUGCAAUUAAAUCUCUGCACUGAUUUGCACUCCA
This is a messenger RNA of Xenopus laevis (African clawed frog), 521 nucleotides long. It is a transcript of the gene tstd1.S, whose product is annotated as thiosulfate sulfurtransferase (rhodanese)-like domain containing 1 S homeolog. Lineage: Eukaryota; Metazoa; Chordata; Amphibia; Anura; Pipidae. The record is from RefSeq and is marked predicted. Gene Ontology annotation, molecular function: thiosulfate-thiol sulfurtransferase activity.